Apis florea (little honeybee) is the source of this 822-nucleotide messenger RNA. RefSeq lists its product as uncharacterized. The record is from RefSeq and is a predicted model, not a curated record. Lineage: Eukaryota; Metazoa; Arthropoda; Insecta; Hymenoptera; Apidae.
UGUUUAUUUCCAAAAAUAAUACGAAUAUAAAUUGCUUCUUGCAUUUACUUUUAAUAAAAGUAAUGCUAUGAUAUUGGAGUCCAUUUUUUCCUGCACGAAUCUACUUUUAACAUGUGGAUCUUCUAUUUAUAUUCUGAUAAGACACUCUUAUACACAAUAUUCGAAAUUUUUCACACAUUUGACUUGUGCUUGUGUCAGUAUUGCAAUGAUUGGUUCUCGAUCCUUGAUCGUUCUUUUGUACAAACUUUUCAUUAAGGAAUACUCCUUCGAUCCAGAUAUGAUGGAGAUAGAGGAAGAGAGGAACAAAGAACGAUUUAACAUUUUAGACGAGCUGCUUGGUACUUUGAGCAUGACGGGGUUAAUUUAUUCUCUAUAUUGUUGUCACGGAUAUUACAUACUCGGUGUCUGCGUUGUAACUAGCUUAUCAAUUUUUAACGUGAUCAAAUUAUACCACAUGAUAAAACAAUUAGAGGAAAUGGAAACGUCACGUUUCUACAAUACUUUACAACAACAAACAAAAACGAUAUCAAAAUUUAAUGUUUUCAAUUGGGUAAUUGUUGGAGGAUGUUUUGCAUAUGUAGUAGGUAACAAUUACGCGAUAGUGGCAAAUUAUCCUUUGCUCCUGGCAAAUUGGGCAAUGGUUCCAGAAGGAUUUUAUCAAGGAUGGACGAUAAAUCGUGCUAUUAAUGAUUACCUGAUGGCAACUUAUAUCAUGUGCAUGACAGAAGCUCUUCGACAAACGAGCACAUUAUAAUUAUACAGGAUGAUUCCUAAACUAUAAAGGCAUAAUUUAAGAACAAACAUUGGAAAAAAAUAUUAUAC